Strongyloides ratti is the source of this 258-nucleotide messenger RNA. RefSeq names its product Zinc finger, LIM-type domain-containing protein. The record is from RefSeq and is a predicted model, not a curated record. NCBI's taxonomy places the organism in Eukaryota, Metazoa, Nematoda, Chromadorea, Rhabditida, Strongyloididae. Bases 1 to 258 code for a protein of 85 amino acids. The transcript has 2 exons.
AUGGUUAAUUGUCCAGCCUGUAACAAGCCAGUUUAUUUUGGUGAAAGAGUCUCUAGUUUAGGAAAAGAUUGGCAUAGACCAUGCCUUAGAUGUCACAAUGAAAAUUGUAAGAAAGUUUUGACAGCUGGAUCACACCUUGAACAUAAAGGAAGUCCAUAUUGUGUACGCUGUCAUGGAGCACUUUUUGGUCCAAAAGGAUAUGGUCGUGGUGGUGUUGAGUCACAUGUCUUCCUUGAUGGUACAACUGGAAAAGCUUAA